AGGUGGUAUGUUGGGAAGAGAGAAUUGAGAAUGACAGUGAAAGAUAAGUUAAAGACAAAAGGGGGGAAGAGAGGAAAAAGAAGGAUAGAAAGAAAGAAAUGGGAAAGAACUGAGAGGAGAUGACUGGGAACAAUAGUAAGGCUGUCACUGGAAGGAUGAAGUUGGAUUCCCCCCUUCUGUAACAAAGUGAAAUAGAUCUUCAAGAAAAAUUAUAAAUAAAGAUAUUUCAUUUUUUAUCAUGAUAUAACAAGCAGGAGAAAAGUUUAUCAGAAUUUCAAUAAUCAUAUGUGAUCCCAUGGCCUGUUAUCUUGUGACAACUUUUCAGGGUAAAACGGUGUUAUCAAUCUCCCGAGAUGCAAGAACGAGUAUGGUAUUCAAGCAUACAUUGUGGGCAAGCGCCAUCUCUUGAUUAGAAAGAGAGAAGCGCAUUGGAACCCAUUGUCGUCUGUAUCUUGAAUUUUUCCGGUUUGUUCCAAUUUUUUGUUGCCUUGUUGAAGGCAAGACAGAGGUAUUUUGGUGCCGACAAUUAGUGAGUAUCAUCAGUGUUUGCGCACCAAAACUAACAACAGUUUUAUCACCUGCACUGUUUUCAUUCCUUGACUAGCUUUUGUUUUGGUACUGCCACUGCUUUGUUUCGUUAGUGCAUGCUGACUGUCUGUUGUUUUCUGCAUGAACUCUACUUUGUUUCUUUUGUGAGAAUUUAUGACUUGUCAAAGGAAAGAUACGGAAAUGAAUAUGCAGUUAUCUUAAUUCAUCUUGCGUACAUCAAAUAAUCAAGUUACUGCCAUCUGCUAUUUAAAUGGCCCUACCACCAGUACAGUUUUUUGUGUCAUGUGAACUUUGGAUGUUUGAACGUCUGUUGGUUUCAAGAGAUAUAGAAAUCCAUCAAAAUUUAAUCUUCAGCUUGAAGUUAAGCGACCUCCAAAACGGGAUGUCUGACAGUGCGGGAACCUCAGACCAUACAUCUAUAAAGAUAGACCAUAUGGACCAUCUCGUCUUGACCGUGAAAGAUGUUGCUCGAACCGUCGACUUCUACGCCAGAGUUCUUGGAAUGACGGAGAUCACGUUCAAAGAGACCCGCAAGGCGCUCAGAUUCGGGAACCAGAAAAUCAACCUCCACGAGGCUGGCAAGGAGUUUGAGCCGAAGGCGGCCCACCCCACCCCUGGAUCUGCCGAUCUGUGCUUCAUCGCCGACACACCACUGGAGGAUGUGAUAGCGCAUUUAAAGGCAUGCGAGGUGAACGUUGAAGAAGGUCCGGUGGUGCGGACGGGAGCGAUGGGCCCCAUUAACUCAGUCUACUUUAGAGAUCCAGACACGAACUUGAUUGAAGUCUCCAACUAUGUUUAAGUUUUCCCCCAACCAUGCAUUAACAAAAACUGACUAGGUCUGGUUGACUUGGUUGUGUUCUAAGUUUAAUUUUUUCUAACAUUAUUUUCUUGUUUUCAUAAUGGCAUUUACCUUUUAAAGUUUUCAUUUUGUAUUAGAUCUUCUUUUUUUUCUUCACUUAAAGUAUAAAAUUAACAAGGACAUUGAUGACUGUUAAUUAGAAAAUUCUUUACAAACUGGCAGAACUGAUGUUAUUCUAUUUGUUGCUUUUGUGAGUUUUGUCUAACAUGAUACAAGAACACACUUCAACAAAAUAAAUGAAUACAUGCUCAGAAAGCAAAAUUGGUUAAUAAUUGUUAGAAUAGAAUGUAGAAUAGCCUAAAAAAAAGAUUCAUAAAGGUUAUACCAACAGUUAAAAAAGGUUAAGAUUUAUCAGAUGUACAAUGAUCCGUCACUAUUUGUCCUUACACUGAGCUCUUGUGCCAUUGCUCUGUAUAUAACUCUGGAGCUAUUAUGAGCUGGAGAUCCCAAUCAUAAACAGACUGAAACAUAUGAGGGCAGUAGUCUGCAGGAUCUAGUAAGGACUGUAGGAAUAUUAAGUUUCUAUCGACUUCACGGCAAAUUGAGUCUGAUUGCCUACAUGUGUAGCUG
Strongylocentrotus purpuratus (purple sea urchin) is the source of this 1978-nucleotide messenger RNA. It is a transcript of the gene glod5, whose product is annotated as glyoxalase domain-containing protein 5-like. Lineage: Eukaryota; Metazoa; Echinodermata; Echinoidea; Camarodonta; Strongylocentrotidae. The coding region runs from base 800 to 1348 and encodes 182 amino acids. The record is from RefSeq and is a predicted model, not a curated record. The transcript has 2 exons.